CUUGAUAUCUAUGGCCGGCGAGGUGACCGACGUGAGCUCGCCACCGGUCAAGGUGGCCUUCGUUUCGACGCCACCGACCAGAAUGCUGUCACCGCUGGAAAAGUCGAUGGCAGUGACCACACCGACGGGGAAGGCGGUGGCGAGCAUGCGAGGUUAUUUGGAGGAGGUGGAGCAGAUAGCCAAGCUCGACCGGCAGGACGCAUGGCUUCCGAUCACAGAGUCCAGGAAUGGCAACGCCUUCUACUCUACCUUCCACUGCCUCUGCUCAGGAAUUGGCUUUCAAGUUCUGGUGCUUCCUGUCGCCUUUACCUUUCUUGGUUGGAUAUGGGGGACGCUGUGCUUGUCCUUGGCAUUCAUCUGGCAAAUCUACACUCUCUGGCUGCUUGUCCAACUUCACGAAUCAGCCACUGGAAUCCGCUACUGCAGAUAUAUUCAUUUAGCGAAGGAUUGCUUUGGAAAAAGGCUUGGCACCCUACUUGCCAAAUUCCCGACCAUGUACCUUUCGGGCGGAACCUGCUCUGCCCUCGUCGUCGUCGGUGGCGGGAACAUGAAGCUCUUCUUCGAAAUCGCAUGUGGUCCGACAUGCCAGUCGGAGCCGCUCUCUACCAUCGAGUGGUACCUCGUCUUCCUCUUCAUGGCCGUGAUCCUCUCGCAGCUCCCGAAUCUCAACUCCCUCGUCGGCGUCUCCCUCGCCGGGGCAAUCACCGCCGUAUCCUAUUGCACCAUUAUUUGGGCCGUCUCGCUCAGCCUGGGAAGGCUUCCCCACACUUCUUAUACUCCUGUGGACGGCAGAGGAAGAAUCAAUAGAAUGCUUGACAUCGUCAAUGCCAUCGGCAUCAUCGCGUUUGCCUUCAGAGGCCACAACCUUGUAUUAGAGAUACAGGCUACAAUGCCAUCGACUCCAAAGCAUCCUUCUCGCAUUCAAAUGUGGCGAGGAGUGAAGGCUGCGUACCUCGUCGUCGCGUUCUGCUUUUAUCCAAUUGCAAUCGGAGGCUUCUGGGCAUACGGUAACAAGAUACCUCCGAGCGGGAUUCUUCACGCACUGUUUGCAUUUCACGGCAACGAUACAUCUCGUGUUGUUCUGGGUUUGACGUGCCUCCUAGUAGUCAUUAACUGCCUGAGCUCCUUCCAAAUCUACGCAAUGCCGGUUUUUGACAACCUGGAAGCAGGGUACACCGGAAAGAACGACAAGCCUUGCCCGCGGUGGCUGAGAUCGGGGUUCCGAGCAGUUUUUGGAUCUGUGGUGUUUCUGAUAGCAGUGGCGUUUCCUUUCUUAUCGGACCUGGCGGGUCUCCUUGGGGGAAUUGCUUUGCCGGUGACGAUGGCUUAUCCCUGCUUCAUGUGGAUAGUGAUGAAGAAACCGGAGAAGUUCAGCGCAGUGUGGUGUGUUAACUGGGCGCUGGGGAGCUUGGGGAUGGGAUUGAGUGCGGUGCUGGUUGUAGGAGGCUUGUGGAGGUUAAUUGAUGUUGGUCUUAGCGUCCGGUUUUUCAAAGCUCAGUGAUUGUGUACGAGCCUGUGUAGUAUUUAGAGGUCACAUCAUAUUAUUUUGGGUAAAUGAUCAAAAUUUAUAAUUAGAUGAUAAA
This is a messenger RNA of Dendrobium catenatum, 1583 nucleotides long. RefSeq names its product lysine histidine transporter-like 8. Gene Ontology annotation, cellular component: plasma membrane. The coding region runs from base 11 to 1501 and encodes 496 amino acids. The record is from RefSeq and is a predicted model, not a curated record. NCBI's taxonomy places the organism in Eukaryota, Viridiplantae, Streptophyta, Magnoliopsida, Asparagales, Orchidaceae. The transcript has 5 exons.